Molecule: messenger RNA, 3954 nt
Organism: Conger conger (European conger)
Lineage: Eukaryota; Metazoa; Chordata; Actinopteri; Anguilliformes; Congridae
Gene: smc2
Product: structural maintenance of chromosomes 2
Exons: 24
Coding region: 212-3817 (1201 amino acids)
Biological process (GO): chromosome organization
Cellular component (GO): chromosome
Molecular function (GO): ATP binding; ATP hydrolysis activity; protein binding
Source: RefSeq, a predicted model, not a curated record
UUGAGGGCGCGUAUGUGACAUAGUGACCAAGUGAAACGGUCGUCUGGCGCCAAAAAUUUAAGUUCAAAAACAGAGACGGGAAGUUGCAUUCUGAGAUACGUUACAUUCUUCUUAGUCGGAUAGCUAAGAAGGAUUAUUACCGCGAUUGACUUGCUUUGUAUUUAUUUUUUUAACUUUGUUUUUAGCCGCUGGGCUGAGGGUUGACGCUACGAUGCAUAUCAAAUCUAUUAUCAUAGAGGGAUUCAAAUCGUACGCCCAGAGGACAGAAAUCAAUGGGUUUGAUCCUCUGUUCAAUGCAAUUACUGGACUGAAUGGCAGUGGGAAAUCAAAUAUCCUUGAUUCCAUCUGUUUUCUGCUCGGAAUCUCCAAUCUGUCACAGGUGCGGGCGUCAAAUCUUCAGGAUUUGGUAUACAAAAAUGGUCAAGCUGGAAUCACGAAAGCUACCGUUUCAAUUACAUUCGACAACUCUGACAAGAAGCAGAGCCCUCUUGGAUUUGAAACCCAUGAUGAAAUCACCGUUACCAGACAGGUAGUUAUAGGUGGAAAGAACAGAUAUUUGAUUAACGGCAUGAACGCCAACAACACUCGCGUGCAGGACCUCUUCUGCUCUGUUGGGCUGAACGUAAACAAUCCCCACUUCCUCAUCAUGCAGGGGAGAAUUACCAAAGUCCUAAACAUGAAACCACCUGAGAUCUUGGCCAUGAUCGAGGAGGCUGCUGGCACCAGGAUGUACGAGUGUAAAAAAAUCAGCGCUCAGAAGACUAUCGAGAAGAAGGAAGCCAAACUAAAAGAGAUCCAGACUGUUCUUGAAGAGGAAAUCACUCCCACUCUACAGAAGCUGAAGGAGGAGCGGUCCUCCUACCUGGAGUACCAGAAGCUGAUGCGGGAGAUCGAGCACCUGAGCCGGCUGUACGUGGCGUACCUGUUCGUGUGCGCCGAGGAGACCAAGGUCAAGUCCGCCGAGGACCUGCAGGUGAUGCAGGACAGCAUCGCCGCGCUGCAGGGCAGCAUGGCGGAGAACGAGCGCAAGGUCCAGGAGCUCUCGCUGGAGAUCCAGCAGCUGGAGAGGAAGAGGGACAAGGACGUGGGUGGAGUCCUGAAGUCCCUGGAGGAUGCUCUUUCGGAGGUGCAGAGGGUGGACGCCAAGGCCCAGAGCGCCCUGGACCUGAAGAAGCAGAACCUGAACGAGGAGACCAAGAAGCGCAAAGAGCUCGUCAAGAGCAUGGAGGAGGAUAAGAAAGUGAUGGCCGCGAAGGAAAAGGAGGUGGCCAAGAUGGCGGAGAAGCUGAGCAGCAUUCAGGAGGAGGGGCGGAAGGACACGGAGGCCCUGGCCACCGCCCAGCAGCACUUCAACGCCGUGUCCGCCGGCCUGUCCACCAACGAGGACGGAGAGGACGCCACGCUGGCCGGGCAGAUGAUGGCCUGCAAGAACGACAUGAGCAAGGCCGACACCGAGGCCAAGCAGGCUCAAAUGAAGCUGAAGCACGCGCAGGAGGAGCUGAAGACCAAGCAGGCCGAGGUGAAGAAGAUGGACGGUGGCUACAAGAAGGUCCAGGACGCCCUGGAGGGCGUGAAGAAGAGCCAGGACAAGCUGGAGGCAGAGAUGAAGAAACUGAACUACGAAGAUGGGAAGGAGGAGGGGCUGAUCGAGAAGAGACGGACACUGUCGCGCGAGGUGGCCCAGCUGAGGGAUACCUACGAGUCUCUGAUGGCCAAGUUCCCCAAUCUGAGAUUCGAAUACGUAGACCCGGAGAAGAACUGGGACGGGACCAGAGUGAAGGGCCUGGUGGCCAACCUGAUCUCUGUGAGCGACGUGUCUAACGCCACGGCGCUGGAGGUGGUGGCCGGGGGCCGGCUCUACAACGUGGUGGUGGACACAGAGGUAACAGGUAAAAAGAUCUUGGAGAAGGGAGAACUGAAACGCAGAUACACCAUGAUUCCCUUGAACAAAAUUUCAGCGAGAACCUUGAAUGACAACGUUGUGAAGGCUGCAAAAAACCUGGUUGGGCCUGAUAACGUGCACUCCGCCCUGUCUCUGGUGGGGUACGAGUCGGAGGUCCAGAAAGCCAUGGAGUAUGUGUUCGGGACCACGCUGGUCAGCGACACCCUGGACAACGCCAAGAAAGUGGCCUUCGACAAGCGGGUCAUGACCAAAACCGUCACCCUGGGGGGGGAUGUGUUUGACCCCCAGGGGACCCUCAGCGGAGGGGCCCGGGCGCAAAGCGCCUCCGUGCUGUCCAAACUCCAGGAGCUGAAGGACGUCAAGGACCAGCUGGGGGCGAAGGAGACGGAGCUGCGCUCUGUAGAGAAGGCCUUGAGCGGCCUUAAAGGGACGGCUGAGAAGUACAGGCAGCUGAAGCAGCAGUUGGACAUUAAGUGUGAGGAGGCGGAGCUUCUUCAGGUCAAACUCCAGCAGAGCUCCUAUCACAAACAGGAGGAGGAGCUACAGAUCCUUCGCAAGACCAUUGAGGAGAGCGAGGAGACUCUGAAGACGACAAAGGAGGUGCAGAAGAAGGCGGAGGAGAAGUUCAAGGUGCUGGAGAACAAGAUGAAGAACGCGGAGGCGGAGCGAGAGAAGGAGCUGAAGGCGGCGCAGCAGAAACUCGACGCGGCCAAGAAGAAAGCCGACGCCUUCAACAAGAAACUGAAGGAGAAGCAACAGGAGGCAGACGCCCUGGCCUUGGAGCUGCAGGAGCUCCAGAGGGAGCAGGCCGGCUAUCAGCAGCAGAUGGAGGCCGUGGACCAGGCCAUAACGGCCCUGAGAGAGCACAUCGACAACAUGGCAACCGACGUGUCCAGCAGCAAGGAGGCGGUGAAGAAGGCCCAGGAGGAGCUGUCCCAGCAGAAGGAGGUGAUCAUGGCGCAGGAUCGGGAGAUCAAGGGGAAGACGGCGGAAGUGAACGCUCUGCGCGAGAAGAACAACGAGGCGCAGCUGCGCAUCAAGGAGCUGGAGCACAACAUCAGCAAGCACCGGAAGGACAGCGCGGACGCCGCCGCGCGGGUCUCCAGGAUGCUGGCGGAGAACGACUGGAUCGCCCCGGAGAGGCACCUGUUCGGCCAGCCCAACACGGCCUACGACUUCAAGGCCAACAACCCCAAGGAGGCGGGGCAGCGGCUGAAGAAGCUGGAGGAAGCCAAGGGGAAGCUGGAGCGCAACGUCAACAUGAGGGCCAUGAACAUGCUGAGCCAGGCCGAGGAGAAGUACAAUGACUUGAUGAAGAAGAAGAGAAUUGUGGAGGCUGACAAGUCCAAGAUCCUGAAGACAAUCGAGGAGCUCGACCAGAAGAAGAACGAGGCCCUGAACAUCGCCUGGCAGAAGGUGAACAAAGACUUCGGCUCCAUCUUCUCCACCCUCUUGCCGGGAGCGGACGCUCGCCUGGCGCCCCCCGAAGGCCGCGGGGUCCUGGACGGUCUGGAGUUCAAGGUCGCCCUGGGCAACACCUGGAAAGAGAACCUCACAGAGCUGAGCGGAGGUCAAAGGUCCCUGGUGGCGCUGUCCCUGAUCCUGGCCAUGCUGCUGUUCAAACCGGCGCCCAUCUACAUCCUGGACGAGGUGGACGCCGCGCUGGACCUGUCCCACACGCAGAACAUCGGCCAGAUGCUGCGCACACACUUCACACACUCACAGUUUGUUGUGGUCUCCCUAAAGGACGGAAUGUUCACGAAUGCCAACGUUCUGUACAAGACCAAGUUUGUGGACGGCGUGUCUACUGUGUCCAGAACCACACAGAGCCAAAAUGGUGCCAACGUUCCAAGCCAUAGAGGACCAGACAAGUCCAAGUUAAUGGACAAACGGCAAAAGAAAUUAGUGGCUUAACAUAUUUUUGUCACUGAUUCAAUAAUCUUAUAUUCUCUUUUUGUACUCUGUCCUGCUAUGUACUGUCUUGUUUUUUCUUUGUCUUUUUCAGUGUCUGUAUAUCCAAAAUAAAAACUUAUUUUAAUAGGCUAAACAAA